Molecule: messenger RNA, 708 nt
Organism: Anopheles merus
Lineage: Eukaryota; Metazoa; Arthropoda; Insecta; Diptera; Culicidae
Exons: 3
Coding region: 101-559 (152 amino acids)
Biological process (GO): sleep; positive regulation of voltage-gated potassium channel activity; regulation of synaptic transmission, cholinergic
Source: RefSeq, a predicted model, not a curated record
CCGGUCGAUCGAUGCGCUCGGGUCAGUUGUCCGGUGCGAGCGGUUCGGGCUAGUUUGUGGUUGGUUGGUUUUUGUGCAGAAUUGUGGCAAGUUUUGUGAUAUGAUGGCAGCUACCAGUCGGUUGGGCCUCACCAUCCUUGCGGUGGUUUUAUUUGCCGCGAGUUCUGCAACCGCACUCCGUUGCUACACCUGCAACUCGUACGACAACUCGGAAUGCUUUUCACUGCCGGCCAACUUCACCGAGCAGGAGUACCGGGACAAUCGCACCAUACCCGGACGGCUGCUGGUCGAAUGUCCACCGGACGCUCAGGGCCGUCCACCGCUCUGCAGAAAGAUGGACAUACUCGUAAUCGGUGGCAGCUUACCGGAUCAUGUGCGGGUAGUGCGCGAGUGUGCCUACGAACAUUCCCGCCGUCACUGCUAUAAGAUGGAAAACGGUGGCCACGAGGAACGCGUUUGCCACUGCAACGCUGACGGCUGCAACGGAGGUUCGCCGCUUACGCUUUCGGGAGUGCUGCUUGCUUCCACCGGCCUACUACUACGAUUGAUGCAUCGUUGAUGGUUGUCACGUUCCUGGUACUGUGUUCGUCUACCCCGCCGCCGUAGCCACGCACACAGCUUCCGUAUUCCUUUGUGAUGGAAUAAAUUUGCACCACCACUGCAUAUCUGCCAGAUUGGCGCUCGAUCUCGCAAGGCUGCAGAAUCUAA